This is a messenger RNA of Diaporthe citri, 1452 nucleotides long. RefSeq lists its product as uncharacterized. Bases 1 to 1452 code for a protein of 483 amino acids. The record is from RefSeq and is a predicted model, not a curated record. Gene Ontology annotation, molecular function: succinate-semialdehyde dehydrogenase (NAD+) activity. Lineage: Eukaryota; Fungi; Ascomycota; Sordariomycetes; Diaporthales; Diaporthaceae. The transcript has 2 exons.
AUGGCAUCAAAUGGCAUACCAGUUCACACCAAGGGGGCUACGGUCCCCUUCUUCAUCAACGGCAAGGACGUAGUGGCGGACAAGACCUUCGACGUCGUCAACCCAGCAACAGGCAAGGCCGUCCACAAGAGCAGCAGCGCGACCGAGGCCGACGCGCAGGCCGCCGUGGACGCCGCGGCCAAGGCGCUGCCCGGAUGGAAGGCACUGGUGCCGACCAAGCGGCGCGAGGUCUUCCUCAAGGCCGCCGACAUCCUGGAGAAGCGGCGGGACGACCUGGCGACCACCAUGGUCGAGGAGACGGGCGUGCCGAGGCCGUGGGCCGACUUCAACCUUGGCGUCACCAAGGACCUCAUCCUGGACGUCGCGGGGAGGCUCGUCACCAUCGAGGGCUCCAUCCCCACGCCCCAGGACCCCAACACGGGCGCCCUCGUGCUGAAGGAGCCGUUUGGCGUCGUGCUGGCCAUCGCGCCCUGGAACGCCCCCUACAUUCUCGGGGCCCGCUCUGUUAUCUUCCCCAUCGCCGCUGGUAACACGGCGGUCUUCAAGGCCAGCGAGCUGAGCCCCAAGACCCACUGGGGCAUCUGCUCCGUCUUCGCCGAGGCUGGCCUGCCGGCUGGUGUGCUCAACAUGAUCGCCCACGAGCCCGCCAACGCGGCCGCCAUCACCAGCAAGCUCAUCGCGAACGAGCACAUCAAGAAGAUCAACUUCACCGGCUCCACGGGGGUGGGCCGAAUCAUCGGCAAGCUGGCCGGCGAGCAGCUCAAGCCCGUGCUGCUCGAGCUGGGCGGCAAGGCCCCCGCCAUCGUGUGGGAGGACGCGGACCUGGACCUGGCCGCGGACCAGUGCGCGCUGGGCGCGUUCCUGAAUUCGGGGCAGAUCUGCAUGUCCACCGAGCGGGUGAUCGUGCACAAGGCCGUCAAGGACGAGUUCGAGAAGAAGUUCCUCGCCAGCAUCAACAAGUUCUUCCCGUCCAGCGGCGACGCGCCCGUGCUCAUCACCCAGCCGGCGGCCGAGAAGACCAAGAGGCUGCUCAAGGACGCCAAGGACAAGGGCGCCACGCUGCUGAACGGCGACUACGAGGCGCACGAGUCGACGCCAACCCGCCUGCGGCCCAUCGUCGUCAAGGGCAUCAAGGAGGACAUGGACCUGUACAAGACCGAGUCCUUCGGCCCAACCGUGGCGCUGUACGAGGUCGACAGCGAGGAGGAGGCGCUGCGCCUCGCCAAUGACACCGAGUAUGGCUUGUCGUCGGCCGUCUUCACCGAGGACCUCAGGAGGGGGCUAAGGUUCGCCAAGGGGAUCGAGACCGGGGCCUGCCAUAUCAACUCGAUGAGCGUCCACGACGAGUCCGCCCUCCCGCAUGGUGGCGCCAAGAGCUCCGGCUACGGGAGGUUCAACUCCAGUGGCCUGGACGAGUGGGUGCGGACGAAGACAAUUACCUACAGGCACUAG